This is a messenger RNA of Caenorhabditis angaria, 3200 nucleotides long. The record is from the annotation of a GenBank genome assembly. NCBI's taxonomy places the organism in Eukaryota, Metazoa, Nematoda, Chromadorea, Rhabditida, Rhabditidae.
AUGGCGGAGGCUCGUAGUGCGGCUGCAGUUUCAUUUGCUGGUUUGUUUUUGAAUAAAUUUUUUAUAGGAGGGGGGUAGAAAAUAAAUCAAGUAUAUUUCAAAAAUCAGGAAAUUUUGGUAUAUGAAUAUUUAUCGGAAACUAUAGAAUUUGGUGGGAAAAUUCGUUUGUUUGAAAUUAUGAAGUUUUAGAUUUUUUCUUUUUCUUAUAAAUGUUUAAUUUUAAAAUGUCACAAAAAUUCACUCCAAAAAGCUAGAAAAAUCAAGAAAUUCUUCAAAAGUUUUUUAUUUGGGAAUUUUUAAACUGAUGAAAAUCAAAAGGAUCAUAAAUUCAGAUAAUUUUCUAAAAUUUUGAUAUAUUUGGUCUCUGAAAACUAAAUAAUAUUGUUCCAGUAACUCACGAUGGAGUUUCGGUCAGCUACGAUCAAGAACUUCUUCGAGACAUUUGGCAUGGAAUCAGUCGAAGUUAUAAAAGAAGAUUUGGUCGAUUCAAGAAUGACUUCGUAAAUGGAAUGUUUCCUGCCAAUUCUUGGACUCUUGGUUUAGUUGUGGUUGUUGUUGGAAUUAUAUCAAUUCUCAAAUAUGAUUUAUCCUUCGGAGUUUUUCCAUUCAUUCAAGAUUAUAUUGUUCAUUUUAUCUUUGGGUUAGUUUUAUUUUUGAAAAAAAUUAUCAAGUGUAAUAUAUCUUAUUUUUCAGAGAUGGAUAUAUCGGUCAAACAAUCACUGUUAUUCUUGCUGGCGCUCUAACUUGGUUCAUUUUCGUUCAAAUCCUUCGACUUUCAAUCAAAACACUUUUGGAAUACAAAGGUUGGAUGUAUGAGUCACCAGGGAAACCAGUUUCAACUGCCACAAAAUUAUGGCUUGGAGUUCUUCAUUUCAUCUCAAAAGCUGAACCAAUGCUCCACUCUUUCCAAGGUGCUUUGCCACGUCUUCCACUUCCAAAUCUCGAUGAUACAGUACGCAAACAUUUGUUGUCAAUGAAACCAAUUUUGAGCAGCGAGGAAUUCGGAGAACUCGAAUUUUUGAGUGAAAGAUUCAGAAAAGGAGUUGGACGGAGACUUCAAAGAUAUUUGAGACUCAAAUCGUGGUUCAGUUCAAAUUAUGUUACCGAUUGGUGGGAGGAAUUUGUUUAUAUGAGACAAAGAAGUCCAAUUAUGAUCAACAGUAAUUAUUAUGGUUUUGAUACUUUGAAUGAGCAUCCAACUAAAAACCAAGCAUCAAGAGCUGCUAAUUUGACAUAUACAUCUUUGCAAUUCAGAAGAAUGGUUGAUAGACAAGAAGUUUCACCGGUUCGUUUUUCUUAUUUUUUUUCUAUAAUUUUGAUGAAAAAUUUCCAUUUUUAGUUCUCAAUUUCACCGCGAACAAAAGUACCAUUCUGCACAAUGCAAUACGAACGCCUUUUUAAUACUUGCCGUGUUCCUGGAGAAGAAGUUGAUCGACUUCUUCAUUGGGAUGAUGCUAAACAUGUUGCUGUUUAUUGUCGUGGUGCUUGGUUCAAAGUAAUUGUACACAACGGAAAAAGACUUUUGACACCAAGUGAACUUCAAAUUCAAUAUGAUGUUAUUUAUUCACAUACUCAUGAACCAAGUGAAGGCGAAAAACAUUUGGCUUGUUUGACUGCUGGAGAAAGAGCCGAUUGGGCAAAAAUCCGAAGAGCUCAUUUCAGAUCUGGUAUCAAUAAAACUAGCUUGAAUGAUAUUGAAAGAGCUGCAUUUGUUGUUAUUUUGGAUGAUGAAGAGACUCAUUAUGAUCCAAAAGAUCCAUCAAAAUUGGAUUUCUGGGCACAUAAUUUAUUGCAUGGAAAAGCUUAUGAUCGUUGGUUUGACAAAUCUUUCAAUAUGAUUAUCUCGAAAAAUGGACAUGUUGGAAUCAAUACCGAACAUUCUUGGGGAGAUGCUGCUGUUAUGGCACAUUUUACCGAAUGGUCACUUUUGCAAGAUAUUGUGUUUAUUGGAUAUGAUGAAAAUGGAAGAUGUAAAGGAGAACCUGUUGAAAAUAUUCAACCAGAAUUAUUGAAAUGGGAUAUUCCGGCACCGGCUUUGGAACAAAUUCAAAAAUCAUUGAAAGUUGCGCAAGCUUUGAUUGAUGAUGUUGAAAUGGCAUUGCUUGUUUGGACUGAUUAUGGAAAAGGUUUUGCAAAAAAAUUGGGAGUAUCACCUGAUGCAUUCUUGCAAAUGACACUUCAAUAUACUUACUUCAAAAAUCAAAACAAAUUCUCAUUAACUUAUGAAGCUUCAAUGACUCGUCUUUUCCGUGAAGGAAGAACUGAAACUGUCAGAUCUUGCACUGUUCAAUCUUCUGAUUUUGUUCUUUCAAUGCUUGACCAAAAAAAUGCUGUAAGUUUAGAUUUUUUUAUGCUUCAAAGAUUAUUGUUUGGUUUUUUCAGCCAAAAGAUCGUCUCGAAUUGUUGAGAAAAGCUUGCGAAAAACAUCAAGAAUUAUAUCGCGACGCAAUGUGUGGACAAGGAGUUGAUAGACAUCUUUUCGCUUUGUAAGUUUGAAAAAAAUAAAAAAAUGCAAAAGUUCAAAACUAAAAUAUGGCAUUUUGUAGAUAUAUUAUCAAGAGAUAUCUCGAAGAAGAAUCUCCAUUCUUUGAUAAAAUCUUCCCACCAACUUAUCUUCUCUCAACUUCUCAAACUCCAAUGAAUCAAUGUGAAGCAGAUGCAAAAGGAUUAUCAAAUGAAGUUCGAUUGAGAUUGAUUACUGCUGGAGGUGGUUUCGGUCCAGUCGCUGAUCGCGGUUAUGGUGUUUCAUAUAUUGUAGCUGGUGAAGAUUGCCUUUCUUUCCAUAUUUCGAGUAAACGAUCUGCUGAUAAUACUGUAAGUUUUCACAUUCUCAUUCAUACCCGGGAUUUUUUAGUCUGUUCGGAAAACAGAUGUUUUCUCUUCUUCACUACUGUAUCAUUGAAAUUCGGGGUUAUAUCAAAAAUUUAGAUCCACGUAUUUUCUGAGAAAUAUGACAAUAAAAAUUUUCAAAAUUAACUAUAUUUUGAAAAAAUGCAGUAUGUGAUUAUUUGUCAAUUAAAUUUCUCAAUUUGAAUCAAAAACGAAUAUUUAGGUUUUUCUUGAUGUUUCCCAGAAAUCCAUUCAAUUUCAUUCCCAUAACAUUAUGUUUUCAGAGCUCUGCUGAAUUCCGUGAAGAAUUGAAGCGAUCGUUGACAGAUAUGAAGAAAUUGGCUGAUGCCAUUGAAUCGAAGAAAAAAUAA